Molecule: messenger RNA, 2331 nt
Organism: Varanus komodoensis (Komodo dragon)
Lineage: Eukaryota; Metazoa; Chordata; Lepidosauria; Squamata; Varanidae
Gene: ATRAID
Product: all-trans retinoic acid induced differentiation factor
Exons: 7
Coding region: 1-714 (237 amino acids)
Biological process (GO): positive regulation of osteoblast differentiation
Cellular component (GO): intracellular membrane-bounded organelle
Source: RefSeq, a predicted model, not a curated record
AUGGCCGCGCUCCGGCGCCCCGGGGCCGCGCUGCCGCCGACGGUGCUGCUGCUGCUCGCGCUGAGCGUGUCCGCCGCCGCGGGAGCCGCGCCGGAGCAGGUGUGCGGAGACGGGUGCUGCGCCGGCGCGGUGCGCAACGGCUCGGCGGUGGCCUCCGUCUGCGGCGCUCGGGUGGGCGCGGUGCUGCGGGGGCGCUGCUGCCUGGAGCGGGACCGGGACCGGGACCAGGAGGUCGUCGUGGGGUUGGAUCUCGGCAACUGCUCCCUGCACCAGCUUUGUUCCGGUUUCCCGGCAGCGAGCGCCGCUCUCAUCAUUGACCUCACUGGGAACCCCCUGCAGUCUCUCCCGGAGGACACCUUCCGUGGAUUCACCAAGCUGCAGACGCUAGCUUUGCCCCGGGAGCUGACCUGCCCUGGCGGCAGCGAAGGGUGGGACGACAUCACCAUCGACGGGAGCAGCCGUAUCUGCCAGGGCCAGAGGAACCCCUGCAACGCCUCGGCGGGGCCCGGCUGGCAGUGCCCCGAGGACGCGCACUGUGCCCCCGCCGGGCCUGGCUUGCCGCAGUGCCUCUGCACAGACCCCCACCACGGCUACAAGUGCAUGCGGCAGGGCGCCUUCCCCUACCUGCUCUUUUUCGGCACGCUGGGGGCUGCCACUGUCGCCCUGUCCGCUCUGCUGUGGGCCACGCAGUGGCACAAGCCCAAGAGCUCCUAGAGGGCCUCCUUCCUCCCGGCCGCCACACUCCAGCCCUUGCAGCUCUCCCGGGCAGGCGGCGGCCUGCACGGGCUCCUGAGCCGCCUGCUUCCCCGAACGCCACCGCCCUCGGGAUGCCCCGCUCGCCAGGGGAGCGGCAGCACCGCCUCUCGCGCCACCGUGCCCCCCCCACGGCCCGGCAGGAUGGGGGCCCGUGGCCCGGCCCGGCCAGAGGGGCCUGGGAGGCUUCUCCUCUGCGAGUGGGCGCCACCCGUCGGGCCUCGCCGGAAGCCUGCGAGCGGCUCUGUUGGCCGGAGGAGGGGGGCAAGAUCCCGGAGGGGGGCACGCAUCCCUCGACGUGCCUGGAAGGCUGUCACAGAGGGGAGGAGGGUCACGGCCGCUUCGUGCUGAUGCCAGAAUGAUCAACUGAAGAGGCAAGCCAGGCUCAGGCUGGACAUCAGGAAACGCUUCCCCGCCGUCCGAGCAACACGGCAGUGGCACCAGCUGCCCGGAGAGGUGGGAGGGCUCCCACCGCGGAGACCUUCAAAGAGACGGGAGAGCCCUUGGAGUGGGAUGGUGUAAAAUAGUGUCCCCAACAGCAGGGGCUGCCCCAACGGCCUUCCGCCCCCUCCCAGCUCUGCCGUGCUACGAACUGGGAGCAGCUCUCCUUUGGCGGAGGGAGAGGGAUGCCUGCCACGAGCCACCCCCGAGGAGCCCCCGAGGGAGCCGGCCUUGCAGCCACAGCUACACAUCUUCUGUGGCCUCGGGAAGCUGCCUUUCAACGUUCUACGCAAUGUGUUUUGUGACGCUCUGAACGCGCAAACGGACGAAGUGGCCCGUGCCUCCUUUCAGUUGCCAGCGCUAAAACAACAGGGGCCACCGCAAGAUGAGGAAGCAGGCGUGACGUACGCUCAGACACACCAUGAAAGCCGCACCAGCGCCUGCUUUCAGAUCUGCACAAAGAGCAGUUGCCGUGUUGUUUGCUCAUGAAAGGAGGUCGGGGCGGGGGGGCAAGCCACGCAAAACGCAGCUGGGCAACGGCUCCAUGUGAGACUUGGACCGCCCAACAUGGAUUGAGAUCGCGGGGUUGCUUUUCCAACGUCUUUCGACGACAAAUUUUGUUGCUACCGAUCAGGAAGCUUUUGGUGUGUCUGCUGGGCUUCUGCUGGGAGAGCAGGCUCUUCACACGCAGCUUGAUUUUGUGAUUCAGUCAGCGCCCUGCCUUUCUCCAGGGAAAUGCCCCCGUGGGAGGCAUGGCCCUUGCCUCCCCCACCUGCCAUUCCUUGCCGUCCCGGCACGGCUGGGCUCCCCGGCGUGGCACCUCUGCUUUCUUCCGUGCGGGAGCCUGCUGGGCUCCCUGGAGGCCCUCUGUGUGGCGGAGGGGGCCCCUGCUGCGGUGGAGGUGCUAUUCCGCCUCUCCAGAGAGCACCAAGGAGCCGGGAAGUCUGGGGAGGAAUGCCCCAUGGGCCUUCAGAAGCAGGAGCCGGGAGGGCUGCUGGUAGCCUUUCCUGGCUGCGAGUGGCUGCGGGGCGUAUCUUGCGCAUGGGAGGCACUCGCUCCGGGAGGCAGCACUGGAUUUCUGGGGAGGGAGCUCUGCCCUGUUUGGAAAACUCAAUAAACUGCCCAAAGCUGCUCCUC